Messenger RNA from Dermochelys coriacea (leatherback sea turtle), 4814 nucleotides. Its product is annotated as class I histocompatibility antigen, F10 alpha chain-like. The record is from RefSeq and is a predicted model, not a curated record. The coding region runs from base 190 to 1227 and encodes 345 amino acids. Gene Ontology annotation, cellular component: external side of plasma membrane. Lineage: Eukaryota; Metazoa; Chordata; Testudines; Dermochelyidae. Gene Ontology annotation, biological process: immune response. The transcript has 7 exons.
CCGGGGACCCGGGGCGUGGCCCCACAGUGAACCUCGCACAGCCACUUCUGCCCGGAUACCGAUGACGAACGGCGGCUGCCUGCCUGCUGAUUGGAGGCGGGGGCCCAGGCGGGGAGGACAGGGUGGCCGUGGGUCCGCUGGUCGAUCGCACCUGCUCCCCGGUGACCGUCCCCGGGCGGCGCAGGAGCCAUGCGCUGGCGGGGGCUGCUCCUGGCGCUCUGCGGGGCGGUGCUGGCUCCGGCCGCGGCUGGCGGGCACCACAGCCUGGAUAUACUAGUCACAGGAGUCAUUGAUGAAGAGGGGACCCAUCAGUACUUCAUGAUCGCCAAGCUGGAUGAUGUUAAGAUUGCAUACUACAACAGCGACACGCAAGAGAUCAGAACCACCCAGGAGUGGGUGGCUCAGGCCAUGGGCUCUGACUAUCUCCAGGAAAAGACCCAGAAUUUCUGGAGGUACGAGGAGGGCUCUAAAAGUGAUACCAGACGGUGGAUGCAGCUGCACAACCAGACGGGCGGGUUUCACACCGAGCAGAUUCACGUGGGCUGCGCUCUGAGCGGCCAGGCCCCCGUGGACCCGAGGUUCCAAUACGCCUACGAUGGGAGGGACUUCAUCAGCUUUGACAACCAGACGGGGACAUGGGUUGCGGCCGAGCAGCUGGCCUUCCCUCAGAAGCAGAGCUGGGAGACGGGCAAGACGUGGACUCAGUACGUCCGGUGGUACCUGAAACAAGAGUGUCUGGACACCCUGCAGAGCCUGGUGCAGCAGGGGAGUGGGGUCCUGUGGCAGCAGGUGCCCCCCAAGGUCUCAGUUUCCUGCAGAGAUGCCCCCGACGGCUCCAUCACUCUCUCCUGCCACACCAGGGGUUCUUACCCACGUCCCAUCCACAUCUCCUGGAUGCGGGAUGGAAAAGACAUCCUGGUGGAGAAAGAUUCCAGCGGGAUCCUGCCCAACGCUGACGGCACCUACUACAUGCAGUCAUCUCUUGAGAUCUCCCUGCAGGAGGAGGACAGGCACCGCUAUGCCUGUCGGGUAGAGCACAGCAGCCUGGCAGAGCCUGUGCUUGUCUGGGCCCCUGGGAAGAAGGACCCCCUGCCCUUCUGGGUCCUGGCCUCCAUCGCCCUGGCUGCGCUGGUUCUGGCUGGAGCCGUAGGAGCCAUUGUUACCCUGUGGAGGAGAAAAUCAGCAGGCCCAUGGAAUCGCAGCUACGCUCUGGCAGCCAGUGAGUAAAUCCGGGGUAUGGGGCCCAGAUGCCCCAGUGCAUCAUGCAUCCGAUGAGUUUUUUCAGAGAAGAGGAAAGAUCCCUCGAAGCGGAGGUCCUGUAUGGUCUGCUGGACCUCGUGGGGCAGUCCAGAGACCUGCAGCCAGGAGCCUCGCCUCAUCAUCACCUCCACGGCCAGAGUACACGAGGCUGCAUCCGUCGCGUCUAAAGCCGCUUGCAGAGAAACCCGGGAGACCAACUUCCCCUCCUCCACCUGUGCAGAGAACUCCACCUGAGAGUCUUGAGGCAGGAGCUCUGCAAACUUAGCCGUUGCCGAGCAGGUGUUAUGUCCGUAGCGGCUUACAAUGGCCUGCUGGUUGGCUAUGCAGAGUUGCAGGCCCUCGGUCAAAUAGACCUUCCUGCCAAAUAGGUCCGUUUUUUGGUGUCCCUCUUUUUAGGGAUGGAGCCUUGGAACCCCUGGUGCUCUCUCCGAUUGGCUGCAUCGACCACCAAAGAGUCUGGGGUGGGUAGGUAUAAAGGUGUUCGUACCCCUUAGACGAUAUGAAAAAUAGUGCCGUUCGGUUUUCUUGGCUAUAGGGGCCAGAGAAGCGGGGGUCUGCCACAAUUUUUUGGAUGUGUCCACUACCGUCUUUUAUCAGUGGCAGAGCAACCCUCGAUGGGCCGGAGGGAGUGAGGAUGUCCACAACAGGAUCGGACUCCUCCACCUCCUUGGCCUGUAUCCCCAGGCCUUGAGCAGCCCAUCUCAAUAGCUACUGGAGAACAUAAUUGUCCUCAAGCGCCCGGGCCGUCGCUGUCCCCGCGACUGCUUCAUCAGGCGAGGAUGAGGAUGAGAGGACCGGCAGCGGACCCUGCUUACCACCUUCAGCUCCCUUGGGGUCCCUUGGCACACUGUACUUGAGCUGCAGUGCCGGUGCUGAUGGGGGAUUCAGCCCCGCGGCCGAUACCGGGCCUGAUAAGUCCGGCGGUGCUGAGCCCGACGGUGCCGACGGGGUCGAAGCUGGAGCCCUCGGCGGUGCCGUUGCCUGGAGAGACUGUGCUAGAGCUGGUCCCGCCAGCGGUGCCACUCCCUCAGACGACAGUGCUGCUGUCAGCAGUGCCGACGUUGUCUGUGGCAUGAAGGAUGCCGAAGACACUGAUGCAGACCUGGAUCAUGGACAAUGGACUUGACCCUGGCUCUAGUGGUAAGCCCAGGGUGUCCAAAAGAGCCAUUGAGCCGAUGGCUGCCACUGCUGCAGCCACUGUGCUGGGUAUGGCCGGUGACCUGGACCUCCUGCUCCACAAUCUGCUGAAGCAAUAAGAGUCCGUCUCCAACUCCAAGGUCUCCGAAUAGGAGGACCAUGGAGGAGCAGUACCCUGGGUUGCCAGCGAGCGGUGCUGCGAAGCUGGGGAACAGUGCAGCCCCUCUGUCUGCGCAGGCGGUGCCAGGGGUGGAGAGUGGUGGGCCAUCAUGGCUGGCUUGCCCUUGGAGUGGAACGAGGGGCGCGUGGUCACCGGCGACUUGUCCCUGCUCUGAGAGAGGAUGGCACCGGGAGGCGCAUCAGGUCUGUGGCCGCCUCGAAUGCCUGCAGUGUCGACGGGAGGUGCACGUCCCUUGGCAGUCCGGGGAUCAAGGAAGGUUCGGACUCAACUGGACCCUGGCUGGGGCAGGAGUCGACGAGACCCUGGGCAGCUGCUGGGAGGAGGUGGUCUGUCCUGAUACAUUCGUGGAUGCUGCAGACUCCUUAGGUUUCAGAUGAGGGGACCGACCCCUCUCCAGCCUCCUCUUCUUUACCUGCAUUGGAGAUUGAGAGUGGUGCCGUGCUGAGGUCGAUUUCUUAUGGCCCGAGCCGUGGCGGUGCUGGGGGGCCUUAGAGUCGUUAGUUGGUGCUGGUUGGCGCGCCGUUGGCGCCGGAGCACUGUGCACCAAUGAGGAUGUGCUCGGUGCUGGUUCGGUGGGUCCCAGGUCAGAGUGUGGCCUCAAUGCUGCCUCCAUCAACAGAAGUUUUAGUCUCUGUUCCUGGUCUUUGAGGGUUCUGGGACGGAAACCCUUGCAGAUACGGCACUUCUCUUUCUGGUGACUCUCACCAAGGCACCGCAGGCAGGAAGAGUAAGGAUCACUCUUGGGCAUAAACUUGCCACAGUCCACACACAGCUUAAACCCUGGAGACCUGGGCAUACCCCAGGAGGCGAAACGUUGUCAGAGGGGGAUCCCCCCCCAAACCAACUAACUAUUAUUAUAAAGAACUAUUAACUAACUGAGAAACUAUAUACACGGUAUGCUAUCAGACACUGCUAAAACACUUGCUACAGGAGCGAGCGAAGUUCCAGGUAGCCGUCACCAGCGGAUUAGAAGGAACUGAGGGGGUGGAGGGUCAGCAAGGCCUUAUAUUGGGUGCCAUGAAGGCGCCACUCAGGGGGUGCCCAGGCUGACCCUACGGACGCUGCUAAGGGAAAAUCUUCUGGCUGGCGUGCACGCGGCAUGCACACACCUGGUUGGAAUGGACAUGAACAAUCACGUGAAGAAGAACCUACGUUCCACUCCCUGCUCUGCCACAGCCUCCCUGCAUGACCUUGGGCAAGUCACUUAAGGCCUGAUUUUUAAAGAUGCCUCCUGGGAUUUUCAAAAGCACCUAACCAAGCUAGGCUCCCAACUGCCACUGAUUGCAAUGGGAGGUGCCUAAUUCGCUUAGCUGCUUUGUAAAAUUCCACCAAGUGCCUAGCUACAUGUCAGGUGUCUAAAUACCCUGCAAAAUCUGACCCCAGGGGUCAAAUCCCCUUCCAGCAUCAUAAAGCGUAAGGGGGAAUGGGAAGGAGCUACGUACCUACUCCAGGUGCUUUUGAUGUCCUAGAAGAGAGAAAGAGGGGAAAAAACAAAAGCUCAGUCCCACAUGCCACAAGCUGAUGAUUGUUCCUGCUCUGGAGAGGACUCAUUUUGCCAUGCCUAGUUGAGCUCUAGAUGCAGUUCUCUGUAGUUAGCACCUUUAAAAUUCCAUUCACAAACUUAGAUGGAAUGGGGCCCCAAAGCUUGCACCAUGAUUGUGGGUUUUCUUCUUCUAAGUUCUAUUUUGCCUGUGCCAAUGGCACUUGCUCAAACCGACUGAUUAGACACAUGAAUCCCUGACUACCCCAUGUAACUGCUGCGUCCAGAGCAUUUGCCUUUCUCAGUCUAAAAGCUCCAUGUAUGCAAUUCUGCUCAGCAAUUCUGGAAGCUGGAUUCAUUCCCAUUUCUUAAUAGGCCCUGCAAAGAACUUCACUUUCCUAAGCUCCCCCUUUCUAGAAACUGGAGUUGUGCCUUUUAUUGCUUCCAUAUCAUUAGGGCCCUUCGUUUUCCGUUUUUAUUUUAGCUAAACACCGAUAAUUUUCCAAGAAAACUUACCACAACAACAAAAACAGUUGAAAAUCUGCGCAAAAAACUUAAUUUUUCUAGGUAAAUAUUGGGGUUUAUUUUGGUGGAUGGAAACACGGGGGGGGGCAGGGGAAGUAUUCAGUAGAUUAACGCUUUGAAUUCCGUUCAUCAGUGUGGUUUGCUGCAGAACUAAAACAGAACUCAAAACACAACACCCCUCUGAGUUUAAGAAAACAAUACAUCUCUAAUCCCCAAAUAAAACUUUUCAUU